Molecule: messenger RNA, 2343 nt
Organism: Babjeviella inositovora NRRL Y-12698
Lineage: Eukaryota; Fungi; Ascomycota; Pichiomycetes; Serinales
Gene: RIM8
Product: Rim8p
Exons: 1
Coding region: 1-2343 (780 amino acids)
Biological process (GO): ubiquitin-dependent endocytosis
Cellular component (GO): plasma membrane; cytoplasm; cytosol
Molecular function (GO): ubiquitin protein ligase binding; protein-macromolecule adaptor activity
Source: RefSeq, a predicted model, not a curated record
AUGAAAAAGGCUGUGCAUAAGCUCUUUCCCAUAGCAAAGCCCAGUAAGCUCUGGUCAAACUUAAAGAAUGAGUUCACUAGCACCAUUGACGAAUUCUACAUCAACCUUGACGAACCGCACCACACAUGGAAACCCAACGACAAGAUCUCAGGAACCAUCAUCCUCAAGUUGAACAAGAACAUGAUGGAUAUCCACAUUGCGCUCUCGCUCUUGGGCCGUAUCAAGCUCAAGAACUACCCCGUCAACACCUCCAAAAAAAUCGACUUGUUCAACCACACGAUUCAAAUCUAUGGUGAGGACAACGCUAGCAACGGUUUGAGCAAGGGUGAGCACCGGUUUCCGUUCGUUGUCAAGCUCCCCGGCAAGAACCUCUACACAUCCGUUGACUUUGUCAAAGGCGCUAUCGCCUACUGCCUCCGGGCGUCGAUUCGGCGCACCGCCGCAUCUGUUUCGGCGGCCCCGUCACCACUGUCUGAUCCACCUGCACAAAAGGCGCCUACGUCACCGCUCUUGGUGUGCGAGCGCAGCCUAGCGAUCAUCAACCCAAUUAAUGUGGCCGCGCUACCCCCGCAACAGCCCAAAACCAUCGUGGUCAACCUCAAUUCUUCGCGGAAGUUGAUGCGAACAAUUUCUUCCUCAGCCACGGUCCACUCGAAUAGCUCCGUAGGGGUGCUCAGUGAGUCGCUUUCACCGGCCGCUCCGAGUGCCAACAUUGGACCCAGGGGGAAGCCGUUCAUCAAGAUUGCCAUAACCACGUCGGCCAGGGGGUAUCUCCGAGGUGAAGUCAUACCUAUAACCAUGACCAUAACCCACCCACAGGUCAAAGACGAACUCCGCUUGCCGAUUCCCCACACCAAUACCGGCGCAAUCCUCACGUUGGUCCGCAUCUGCCGCAUCUCCCCUCCCACCUCCACCUCCGCUGCCUCCGUUAUGAGCGAUACCGCCUCCACAAACGGCUCUGUCUCUCACCACAGUGAUAUCGACCCCAAAUACCAGAUCAACACUCCCUCGCCGGGCGUUCCGUCAACGCCACCAACGCCCUCCAUGUCUAUUGACAUCGAACAAACCUUCCGCAAGGACCUCACGCAGGUGAUUCUUCCGCUCUACAUUGACGAGAACUCCACGCAGACAGUCCUCAGAGCCAAUCUCAGGGUGCCUGUUGACGCGUUUCCGAACAUCUCUGCCCCAGGGGUUACUUUCGACUAUCUUGUCGAAAGCUGUGUGAAUUUGGCAGGAAAGAAACUCAUUCCCGACAGAGAACCAGCUGAUGAGAGCCGCAGUGAUCAGCAGAUGAGCGGUGUUAGUGGCUUGAGUGCAGGAACGCCCACCGCAGCUGCUCAAGAGGAUAGUUCUGCUACAAUUCUCAACACCGACCACUUGAGACGGAUUAAGGGGGUUGUCAGGGUCUGCUGCUCUGUGGUUAUUGGGACCGAGAGAAGGGAACGCAGGCUGAAAGCCAAGGAGUUGUCCCAAUCUCAGCAACAGUUGCACUCGGCCUCCGCAUCGCCGUUGGCUGAUCCGCUUCCUUUGUCGCCACAGUCUCCGGGAGUGAGGGUGGAGUCGCCGCUAAUCCCGAAGGCCACGCCCGACCUUGCGCCUCACUACUCGCAGGUGCCUCCAAGCCAUCUCCAUGAACCUCCCGGUCACUACGAGCAAGCUAUCCCAAUGCCUACCCAUGAACAGGGCCUUUCAGAGAAGGAGCUUCUUCGCCUUCGGGCCCAGAGCUUGAUGCCAUCACAGCCACCCGCAGCGCCAGCACCAGACUUACCACAUCUGGUGCCUACUGCUCCCUCUUUUCGCUUCAAUCAUAGCGGGAAUGCUAUCGGAAACGCUAAUGGCCUUGAUCUUAGCCAAGGAGCAGGAACCGCACCUUUCGAGCCUGUUGCAUCUGGUAACUUUGCGUGCGCGCCUGGGGUUCUUCCGGCCCCCUCGAAUAUCGGCAUCAGUGCGGUAGAUGACAAGAUAGAGCGCGAGCGUAUGAGGUUGCGAUACAUGGAGAGCAAUCCUCCGGCCAGUCUGGCAAGCAGCGGUAUGCCUUUUAACGAUAACCCGCCCAAUACCGUUACGUCCAACCAGUACUUUCAUACGGCUAUUUCUCCGCUGGCACCCCCUGCGCCGUCUCAAUAUAUGAUGCCACCUCGUGCUGUGUCUGAAUUGGGGUUCCCCGCUGCUAACGGUGCGGAGAGGUCCCAUACCGGGGCCAAUAGAUUCCUUUCCGACUUGGAGGGCGAGGAGGAGUUUGCUGAUAACGAAGAGGGCAUGGACUAUGUUCCGAUAUACGAAGAGACCCAAUCGCCGGUUCCGUCGCUGAACAAUCCCCUCGUGCUGCAACAGCUUUCAUAA